AUGGGCCGUCAAGCAGGCAGCGACGAGAACAAACUUCGCGGCUACAAAGCAGCGGUCACCAAUUCCAGGGUCUCAGACGAGGCUCGCUCGCACGCCCAGCAAGAGAUCGAUCAAUUGUCUAGCUCGCAAGAUCCAAGUGACCGCCAUGAGGCCAACAUGAAGCGCGGACUCCAAGCUGCGAUGCAUAACUCACGCGUGACUGAGAAAGGCCGCAGCGCGGCACAGAGUAAGCUGGACGAGAUGAGCGGCCCGGCCGAGUAG
Messenger RNA from Penicillium macrosclerotiorum, 261 nucleotides. RefSeq names its product Con-6 family protein. The transcript has 3 exons. Bases 1 to 261 code for a protein of 86 amino acids. NCBI's taxonomy places the organism in Eukaryota, Fungi, Ascomycota, Eurotiomycetes, Eurotiales, Aspergillaceae. The record is from RefSeq and is a predicted model, not a curated record. Gene Ontology annotation, cellular component: cytoplasm.